GUGUGUGUGUCAGACGUGGGAACAGUUUUUCGUCAUCGCUCAUGGAUGCUGAAGAUGCUGCGUAAACUCAAGCCUUUGGACCCAUUGCUGGACGCAGCCAAAGAUGAGGAGGAAUGCGAAGGUGAGAUUGAGCCAGCAACGUCUCGAACACCAGCACUGAGGAAGAGGCGCAGUGCCGUUUGCAAGCCUGCGCGCAAGACACUGAAUGCCAGGAGGCGUGUGGCCAGGUUUGUCACCAAAGAUGGUGGGGAACCUGAACGACGCCAUGUUGCUGUAGCUGGGCGUCCAUUGGCACGUCAAGUUGAUGAUGCCCUGAAAUGCAAGGCUGAUAGGCUACUUCUAACAUCCAGCGGCUUGGGGAAUGGAGAGAAGGAGGUAGUGUCGAAGAGCAUCACCAUCGAAGCCACGCCAGGGCUGCCCUUGCCCGCGAUCCUCAAUUGUGGGCUGGCGACACGUCAGCCAGGUCGAGGACCUCAAACAGUUCUGACGCUGCGCCGUGUACGUCUCCAACGUCCAGACCAGUCCCAGCCACUCUUGGAGGUUGGUGCUGGAACAGCUUGCGAGCUGUACGACUGCUUUGUUGAAGGGGGCAUAAAGCUGUGUGAAGGCGCCCGAGCCAAGCUGAUUCGGACACAAAUCCAAGGAUUUGGUGGAGCAGGCAUUUCAGGACGUGCCUUCAAUUGCUUGUCGCUAUUAGCGUGCACAAUCAGCGAUUGUGCCGAUGAUGGGCUUUUACUCCGACAUGGCAAGGCAGAUGUUGUCGACUGCACCAUCAACAACUCUGGGCAAAGCGGCCUCGUUUUUGGACCAGGGCAGUGGCAGUUGAUGGGCAGCACCGUGUCGGGAAGUGGUCAAUAUGGGCUGUGGGCUGAAGCCGAUGCAAUGGUUUCAUGUCGAGACAAUGUCUUCGCUGACAAUGCUCUUGGUGACACAGGUGGUCGUGGAGUGCUAAAGGGCUGGCGUGCAGGAUUUGGGCUUUUGCCUGACAGCCAAUGCCGCGUAUGGUGCGAGCAGCGUGCAAAAUGGCUACCUGGGCGAGUUGUCGCUGUGACAGACCAGGUUGCAGUAGCAGUAGCGAAGCGAUUUCGCAAAGCAAAGCUUGGAGAGGAAAGCAAGGUUCCACCCUCGGAACCAACGCGCGAAGGUCAGAGUGAGCAAACUGGAACAGCUGUGCCCGAUCCUGCUUGUGAGAGGCACAUACCGGCACCAUUUGAAGGAGUUCUUCCCUUGCGAAGUGGUGGGGAUGCGCCACCGGCCUAUUCUCCGAAGGCAAAGCUUCCAAGAUCUAGUGCUUACAAGCUGUUCUUGGCGGAAGGAGGUGCAGGUCGAAAAGGCUGGCACCUCCUGCCUCCAGACUUGAAGGCCCGAUACCGUGCACAUCAAUCCAAACUCCGGCGGAGAAUCGUGACCCAAUCACCGGCGGCAGCAGCUCGCUCCAAAGCAGUGGCGAUCUUGAAGCGGCGCUUCGCACCAACUUGGCUAGGCAGGUGGAAGCCUUUUUGCUGCAUCCAUUGCGGAGACGGCAAGCCUUUUUGGGUAGCCCAAAGAACUUGGAUAACCAAGGUCGCUGUCACGUCGAGCUGGCAAGAUGUCCGAUGAAAAAGGG
Messenger RNA from Durusdinium trenchii, 1606 nucleotides. The record is from the annotation of a GenBank genome assembly. Lineage: Eukaryota; Dinophyceae; Suessiales; Symbiodiniaceae.